Perognathus longimembris pacificus (Pacific pocket mouse) is the source of this 5035-nucleotide messenger RNA. It is a transcript of the gene Zdhhc15, whose product is annotated as zinc finger DHHC-type palmitoyltransferase 15. Lineage: Eukaryota; Metazoa; Chordata; Mammalia; Rodentia; Heteromyidae. The transcript is spliced from 12 exons. The record is from RefSeq and is a predicted model, not a curated record. Gene Ontology annotation, molecular function: protein-cysteine S-palmitoyltransferase activity. Gene Ontology annotation, cellular component: endoplasmic reticulum; Golgi apparatus. Gene Ontology annotation, biological process: peptidyl-L-cysteine S-palmitoylation; protein targeting to membrane; synaptic vesicle maturation. Bases 189 to 1202 code for a protein of 337 amino acids.
GAUCGUGGCCUGCAGGGCGCGCUCAGCCGCGCAGCCCCACAGGUGGCAACGGCCUCGGCUGGGCCAGUGGGUUCCCGCCAGGCUAGGCAGUGGAGCGCCGCACAGCGCGCCUUCCCGCCUCCCAGCCGCCGCCCCAGCAGCUCCUAGCUGGCGCCAGCAGGCCUGCUCGGUCGAUCUUCGAGCCCAAGAUGCGGCGGGGCUGGAAGAUGGCUCUGUCUGGGGGGCUGCGGUGCUGCCGCCGGGUACUAUCCUGGGUGCCAGUGUUGGUGAUUGUCCUGGUCGUGCUCUGGUCCUACUAUGCGUACGUCUUUGAACUCUGCCUGGUGACCGUUAUGAGCCCAGCAGAGAAAGUUAUCUACCUCAUACUCUACCAUGCCAUCUUUGUGUUCUUUGCCUGGACCUACUGGAAGUCUAUCUUUACACUCCCACAGCAGCCCAACCAGAAGUUCCACUUGUCCUAUACAGACAAGGAGCGCUAUGAAAAUGAAGAAAGACCAGAGGUCCAGAAGCAAAUGCUCAUUGAUAUGGCCAAGAAGCUCCCAGUGUACACAAGAACCGGAAGUGGAGCUGUACGAUUCUGUGACCGGUGCCAUCUGAUCAAGCCAGAUCGCUGCCACCACUGUUCUGUCUGUGCCAUGUGUGUUUUAAAAAUGGACCAUCACUGCCCUUGGGUUAAUAACUGUAUUGGAUUUUCCAACUACAAAUUCUUCCUUCAGUUUUUAGCGUAUUCUGUUCUCUACUGCCUGUACAUUGCUACAACAGUCUUCAGCUAUUUCAUCAAAUACUGGAGAGGGGAAUUGCCCAGUCUUCGCUCUAAGUUCCAUGUCCUUUUUCUCCUCUUUGUGGCCUGUAUGUUUUUUGUCAGCCUUGUAAUUCUCUUUGGUUACCAUUGUUGGCUUGUCAGCAGAAACAAAACUACCUUAGAGGCCUUCUGCACUCCAGUGUUUACAAGUGGCCCAGAGAAAAAUGGAUUCAACCUUGGCUUCAUCAAGAAUAUCCAGCAGGUGUUUGGAGAUAAUAAGAAAUUCUGGUUAAUACCUAUUGGGUCCAGCCCUGGUGAUGGACACUCCUUCCCUAUGAGGUCUAUGAAUGAAUCUCAGAACCCUCUGCUAGCAAAUGAAGAACCCUGGGAAGAUAAUGAAGAUGACAAUCGAGAUUAUCCAGAAGUCUCCUCUUCCCUGGCUGUGGAGACAGAAACGUAGCAGUUUUCCUAUUUCCUGCAUCUCUCAGACAGAAUCCACCAUCUCCCAUGAGGCUUUCAGAGUUCAGUGUUGGGAACCAUUCUAAUCCUCAAAACCAGUCACCACGUUGGAGUGAUUGCUUCACAAUUUGAAAGCAUUCCAUGUAAUACUUGUCAUGCAGAUGUUUCUGGACUUUACAAAUUAAUUUACUGACUGAACUCCAAUUUGGUAUUCAUUACUUCAAGCUAGUUUUUCUUUCCUCCUUGCCCUCUUCAAUCCAUGAAAAGCCGAAAUGUUAAAAUAUGUAUCUUUACAUUCAUCCUGUCAUGUAAAAGGGAAUUCAGAAGACUACCUUGGGGGUCUUUAGUUUCCCUGGAAAGACUAUUAAUCAUAUCUGCAGGGUCUUUGGGGUAUUGAGGAGAAUCAGCGUAUACUUGCUGCUUGUGUGCAUGUGCAUUCAUAAACAUGUAUAUGUGCAGCCUCGCUAUCCAACAUUCUGCUGUAAUGUCAUGAAAUCAAGGUUGAAACAAAUGGCAGCUUUGAUUUAAUCAUGCUUUUCCCAAGUAGCAAUUUAGAUAUUUGCCAAGCUUUGAACUAUGCUUGUACCAAGUAUCUAAGAGUUGAGAAGUAGAUACAAAUCACUAUGAUCAAAGUCCUCCAACAGAGAAGUGAACAGCAGUUAUGUAAACCCCUGUUCUCUGUCAUCGACAUUCCUGAACACACCAUAGCUAAUAGAGAAGACCUGAUUAGACCAGAUUUCUUCCUUACUCAUCAUGACAAUUAUUAAUGUCUUAAAAGACUUUUAAUGCCAGGCUAUGGUAAAAAAAAAAACUUCAAUUAUUGUGAUUUAUUUCUGGACUAUCUAGCUUUAUUUUUGCCUUUAGAAAUUACUUUCAGGAUGAGAGAGAUACUAUAAAACUAAGUUAUAGGACCAUCACUUUUGUAAGGGCAUUUAAAGGUGAUUUUCAGGUUUAAUUACAGUACUGUUAAAAAGGGUAAAAGUUUCACAACUGACAUUAGCCAGAGGAUCAGCUAAUGAUCUCUGUUUUCACAGCAGGAGUUAAUGUACAGAUAGUGAAAACUGAACAGUAAUAUGCCAGUCCUUUUUUUUAAAGCUUCAAUAGUAGCUCAGCCAUUAAGAUAGUUUACAUCCAUUUCCCCAUUUAUUUAUAAUCAGCCUUUCUUUCAGUCCUAGUGCCUGAAUCAAUGAGUAUGGACACUAAUGCUGCUUCAUAGUAAUAAUAUCUAACAGUAUUGAUGUUUUUCAUUUUUAAACCAGGACUCUAGUGCCCAGCUGCUGGCAAUAAAAGCCCCAACUCUUGACAGAGAUCAGUGGGAGUUAGAGACAUUUUACAGAUAUCAAAGAAUUGAGCUGCUAGAGGGAUGGUUAAGUUUACUAAAUUAUUCUCCCAAAAAUCUCUUGGAGCAAAAAUGAGUUGCCUUCCAUAAAUAAAUUGAUGUUGGGGCUCCAGUACAACUGAGAUGGUAAACAAUCCAGAUACUUAAAACAACAGCAAAACCUGUUCAUUUGGACCUCCCUUGGUAAUUUUGAACAUGAGGUAUUUAACAUAAAGUAAAUGUAUUAUGGUCAGCAUGUUUCUCGUGAGAGAAUACUAGGCAUGACUAAAUCUAAUAAGGACUGUUUCUCAAAGUCAAAAGCUAAGGAACAGGCCAGAAAACUAUGCACAUUGGAUUUCAUGAUGAAAUCUUACUUGUUCGGAUGGAAAGAUCCUUUUCCUCUUCCAUUCACCUUUUAACACACUUCUCUUGUUUAGGUUUCACUUGAAAGUUUAUUUAUUUGGCCAUCCACAUGGUUUUAUGAUGGACAGCGUUGCCAUCUAUUCCUUUUUAAAUGUACCUUUUUUUAAGAUGGGGGUGCGUACCUUACUCCACAGCCAGUGGGCCUCAGAUCUUCCUCUUUCCCACCCAUCAUCUGCCAAGUGUUCAGGCAGAGCAGCUGCUACAGUCAGGAAGGCAUCGGGAACUUCUCUGAUAGCAGCAUUCAGCUCUGUAGCAUUAUGUAGCAGCAUUCAGCUCUGAUGGAAACCAGGUUACAAACGACAGUGUCAGAAAACUACAGGGAACCCCUAGAAGGAAAGGCUCCUGGGAGCUGUAUUGCAAAGGUGAUUGUUCAGAAUCUUAUAGACUUGCACUGUCUAUAAAUGACCAAAUAAAUCAGGCUUGCACCUGGGAGCUCAGAGAAAAAGAAACUAUUUCUCUAUUAGUACUUUGAGGCCACAAGUUUCUAGACUGCUAAUAUCCUUACCCCUAGAUCAUUUGAGUCUUGACUAUGGUACCUAAUUAUGGGUCAAGAAGACAGUGAGGCUUGCACACCCUCCCCUGGUCCUUUGCUUCCUUUUCCCUGGAGCCUUGCCUAACAACCCCUGUGGGAUCUCAUCCCCCAAAUUUUGGUACUUUUCUUCCUAAGUGCAAAAUAGAGAUACUCAUUGUUAAGAUCCUACAGCUGAAAGGUGCUAUGUAACUCCUAGUGCUCUUCUAUGUCUUUACUUGCAGGACUGGAAUGAAAAGUUCAACCAUAGCAGUAUUUCUAAGCAAACGAAUAUAUUCCAUUUGUUCUUCCAUGUUCUCACUGCUGAUCUUUUCUUUUUUCUUACCGAGUCUAGAGUAUUUUGUUAAAUGUUCUUCUGUUUGUUCCAACAAUGUCCUUGGGAAAAGAUAGAAAUUAUUUUCUUCCCAAGAUAAAUGUAAAAAGAGAUAAAAUGCCCUCCAAAAGCACAUAGUGUUAGUUCAAUUUCUGUGUCCAAUAAACUAGUAGAGCAAGUUGGCUUCCUAGUACUAGAAAUACCAUGGUGUACCUAGAGUACUGAGAGCAAUUGAGACAGGAUCACAGCUCCAAAGUCCCAUUUUGUCCCAAAUCUUGAAGUAUGCAAUUUAUACAAUUCAUACUUUCUAAUACAAUAGGUGCCUCUUUCCCCCCACUGUAGCCCCGGGUGAUACAAAUGUUCCACAUUAGAUGGCAUCAGCCAUCUAAUUUCUUAUGGCAUGCAUAAAGCCCAGUCUCUGGGGUGGUUUUCACCAAGGACAAGAAUGUGUUUCCCUGUGUUCAUGCCAAGUUGCACAAAGUAAAGACACUAAGGUGGAAAGAGAUUUAAGCACACCCUAGCAGGAAUGUUUUAAGAAUAUUAACUAUGCAUUGCUGUAAUGUGCACCUCAAAUGGAAUAAGGCAUCAAUUCACAGGAAUAUAACCAAGUCCAGCCCUUUGACCUCUCAUCACGCAUAUCUUCAUACUCCUGUGCAAGUGCAUGUGAGGCCACACACACACACACACACACACACACACACACACACACACACACACCGCUCCCAAAGCUGGCUGCCAGGUCAUCACACCAAAGAUAGAGAUAUGAUUCUCUCUCUUCUUCCAAAAAAAGUUCACAACGGUCACAGCAAGCAGAGAACAUUCCAUUUAUGCAUUCUAAAAUUUCUGCUGUCAGAGUGGCUAAGUGACUCAGUUGAUGCAAAAGAUAUAUUCUGUGUAAAGCUACAGAGGCCAUGUAAGAAUAUUGUCAGACCCUUCCACAAGUCUCAUGUUCUCGGAAAAUUCAUGAGUUCCAUCCAAUCAGUAGGAAAUGGUUGACAAUGUAUGGUCCAUCUGCCUUUCUUUAACCUUAGCUGUCAGAUACCGUAUUCUAUUGCAGCCUUUUGCAUGUGGGUGUAAUGUAAAAUAUUACUGAAUGGGUGGCUCAUAAUAGCAUGCAACCUGUGAUUUACUUUCCCCAAAGGGCUAGGGCUGUGUCCUGCACAGUGUUCAAAUAUGUAUUCUUUGGAGCAAUCUUGUAGACAGCCAUCAGCAAAAAUGAGUUAAAACAGACAAGGAAUCCAACGUAUCAGG